Molecule: messenger RNA, 918 nt
Organism: Cordyceps militaris CM01
Lineage: Eukaryota; Fungi; Ascomycota; Sordariomycetes; Hypocreales; Cordycipitaceae
Product: vacuolar membrane PQ loop repeat protein
Exons: 5
Coding region: 1-918 (305 amino acids)
Biological process (GO): basic amino acid transmembrane export from vacuole
Cellular component (GO): fungal-type vacuole membrane
Source: RefSeq, a predicted model, not a curated record
AUGGGUUUCCCUCUCGCGGCCUUGGCUGCCGUGAUCGCGCCGCACGACAACGGCAUGCCGCUGCUCGAGGCCAUUUCGGGCAUUUUUGGCAGCAUCAGUAUGGCCUCGUGGAUCUGCCUCAUGCUUCCACAAAUGGUGGCCAAUUACAAGGCCAAGAGCGCCGAUGGCAUCAGCAUGGCCUUUUUGGUUGUCUGGAUGCUCGGUGACAUUACCAAUCUUUUGGGCGCAUUCUUCACCCACCUCGCCCCGACCGCCAUUGCCCUCGCCUGCUACUUUUGCGUCGCCGACUGCGUCCUCAUCGCCCAGUGCGUCUACUAUAACAGCCUCAACCGCCGCAAAGCCGCCGCCACCUACACCUACGCGACCGAGGACUCGCCGCUGCUCGGCCGCCGCCGCAGCGAGUCAUCGCGCCGCCGCGCGAGCCACUCGUCCCAGGCCAAGGCGGACCUGGCCGACGAGGUCCUCGACACGAAGCCCUGGGUGCGGAACCUGGCCAGCUUGAUCGCCGUUUAUGUGAUUGGCUCCCUCGGGUGGUUCAUCUCGUACAAGGCCGGCGCGUGGAAGUCGGAUCCUACGCCGCCCUCGGACCCUAAUGAGGAGAGGACGACGCUCGAGUUGGUUGGCUUGGCUCUAGGCUACGCCAGUGCCUUUUUCUACCUUGCCGCGCGUGUACCUCAAAUCAUCAAAAACCAUCGCGAAAAGUCGUGCGAGGGUCUCGCUCUGCUCUUCUUCCUCCUCUCGCUCACCGGAAAUGCCACCUACGGCGUCAGUCUGGUCACCUACUCGCAAGACAAGAAGUACCUGCUCAAUGCCGUGCCCUGGCUGCUCGGUUCCGUCGGCACGAUCUUCGAGGACUCCAUCAUCUUCGUCCAAUUCCACAUUUACGCCAACAGCGGGCGCUCCAACUCGUCUGUAUAA